Dendroctonus ponderosae (mountain pine beetle) is the source of this 2545-nucleotide messenger RNA. RefSeq names its product docking protein 3 (gene Dok). NCBI's taxonomy places the organism in Eukaryota, Metazoa, Arthropoda, Insecta, Coleoptera, Curculionidae. The record is from RefSeq and is a predicted model, not a curated record. The transcript is spliced from 4 exons. Gene Ontology annotation, cellular component: cytoplasm. Bases 250 to 1938 code for a protein of 562 amino acids. Gene Ontology annotation, biological process: positive regulation of MAPK cascade; cell surface receptor protein tyrosine kinase signaling pathway.
AUAUCUUUCACUUGUCUUCAACAUAGUUUGAUAAUCUGUGUCUUCAACUAUGACACCUAUGCUUGACACUUCACUUGUGGUGUGAAUAAACAACUAAGAGGUUUUACUAUUGUAUGAUACUAUUGGAAUAUUGCUUAUUAUCGAGGCUUACUUUAAAACUAUUAUGCAGCAAGUGCUGUUAAUUAGUGCAAUUGUCAGAAGACGUGGAUAUCUGUUCUGUAAUCAACAUUUCGGCAGUGCAGUGCCAGCAUGCAGAGUGACGAGCCUGUGAUGAAAGGGUAUCUCCUAUUACCCUCCAAUGGGAAGAUAUUAAAAAAAACAUGGCAAAAAAAAUAUUGCGUUUUAUAUGAACGAAGCAGCAGUGGAUUGGCCCGCGUUGAAAUAUACGAAAAUGUACAAAGAACUGGACAAGCGAAAAUUGUUACACUAGAAGAUGUGGUUAAGAUAUCACCAAAAGCCACCAAACAAAUCAACAUUGUAACCAAAAAUGCAAUCAUGGAAUUUGAGACCAUAAACGACGAAGAUUCCACACUUUGGUUCGAAAUGUUGAAAAAAGUGGCUUUUUCAGAUGGAGAGAGUGCGAAGAACGACGGCAUAGAGCAGGACAAUGAGUUGUAUUGCUCAGUAGACGAGGGGGUUUUCUUUGUAAAACUUCAUCCGUCAGAGGCUUCGCAGAGGUGCAACCUAAUAGAAAAAACCUACAUUCUUCAAGUCACCGAAAGCGCUCUUCAUCUUCUCCAUCCAGACAAUACAUUGUUAUACAGUUGGCCUUUUAGCUUUAUUCGGAAAUAUGGCUACAAAGAUCGCAAAUUUACCUUCGAAGCUGGACGAAAAUGUGCUACCGGUGAAGGCGUUUUUUAUCUGGAACACCCUAACCACAACGAAAUCUAUAGAUACCUGUCGGCCAAGAUGAAGCAAAUGAAAAAGAAGCUUAAGAGGGCACCGUCCUUAACAGAUGUUACAGAGUCGCAUUUUCUCCCCAUCUUAGCGAUGGAAGCCGGAUCAAGGAGUCCUCUCCCUCUGUCUUUUACUGCUCAGAGUUCGUUCCAAGAAACGAGCAUGAUUUCCAGUUUGCAUUCCACUUUUCGCAUUCCAUCCCAAGAGCAUUUAAAUUCCAACAAAGAGGUUCCUCAGAAGCCUAUGCGAAAAUUUGCGCCUUCGAAAAAUGACAACCAGAAACUAAUGCCAAAGAACGCCGAUAGCUCCCACAUAAAUGUCGAUGAGCCAUCGAGUACAGACAAAUAUGAUACUGUAGAGACUAGGAUAGAUGCUUGGAAAACCUUGGGCAUGCAGGAGCCGGCUUAUUCCGACUGCGACGACCGACAUCUUGUCCAAUCAACAGGAGAAAUCGCUUUGACUGAAAAGCCUAGGGCACCUGCUGUGAUAUCCGAGCCGGUUACGUCGCCACUCAGUCAUUAUUAUGACCGUUUGCAGCAUUUUGGCUCAACAAACGCCUUAAAUAUUAAUCCAGACUACAAACUAGUGUCAACAAAUAGGAGUUUUGAAAAUCUAAACUACCCAAAAGAUUCAUUGCCUGAUGGGGAAGAGCAGUACAUUUCGUGGCCCUUCAAGCCAUCAGCAGGUAGCUGUAAAGCGCCAAACGGGACGCAGGAGUUAACACAAGCUUUUGAUGAGGAAGGUUACGACCACUUGAACUUUUUUGGUCAGACUAGCGUCUUUACUAGUCCCGAUUAUAAGCAAGUGGUUGCAUCGAGUCCUCUACACUCGCUAAAACCUGCCUCCAAUCUCUAUGAGGAGAUCAACACGAUUGAACCAACUAGAGUAGCAGACGAUUCACAUUUGGGCUACGCUAGCAUUAAAAAAGAUAGCGCUGGCAGGGUGGUAAUAGAGGAUUCGACGGAAGAAUCCCAGAGGGUGGCUCACCAAUUUCAGAAUCAUCAGCCAUACGCAAUCAUCAGUAAGCCGAAACGUGUAUAAUCUCAACUACAGAUUUAAUGCAGUAAGUUGUUACUUGAUGUAAUUCGAAACGCUUGUAUUAUGUUUGCAAUAACUUAAAAUUGCCUGUGAUAUUUAGGAACGGUGUAAUUCGGUUGGGUCCUUCACGAAAACGCAGCAGGUCAUCAAACAAAGAUGUUGUUUUAGUAAUCUACUUAUAGCUAGAAAUUGACUUGUGCAGGAAUAAUUAACUUCUAAAGAAAAAGGUAAUAGUGAAACUUUUUUAUGACCCCACAAUCGACUCUGUUUUCACAAGUUCGUGCCAUAACAUGUAUGUUUAGUCAUUUCAACUCAGUCUACAGGCGUUUUUGUAACACAAUUGAUUUAACAUGUCCUGAAAUUGUACACAUAUAUAUUGGGGUUUAACUAAUGUUACCUAUUUUUUUAAUUAACGCAUUGUACAGUUUUUAACUGAUUUAUUCAUGUUUGUGAAAUAUAUACAUUUACUUUCGCUUGUAUGGAACAGUAUUAAAAGAAAGUAUACGCUUAAUUUGUGUGAAUGACAAUUAAGUUUCUUCCAUCCAACUUUAUUAUAUUUAUAUACCGCUCAUUACUGUAAAAUGUAUGUAUAAUAUACAAAUACUGGUAA